GAUGAAGAGGAUGUCCCAGGAGUGUCCAGCCGGCCAGACUCUCAGUCUGAGGAGAAGAAGAUCAUCGAUCCCAACAGUGGCGAGUUCCCAGAGAAAGUAACCAAGCACAUCAUCGAGUCUGCAAAGCAGGAUGUUGAUGAUGAGUACACGGUGCCAGAGACUGAACUGACCAUCUUCCAGCAGUCCUACUACGGUGUGGCUCACGCCAUCAUUGAGAGGGUCGACAAACAGUCUUCGCUGCUCAUCAACGGCAUGCUCAAACACUACCAGGUGCAGGGUCUGGAGUGGAUGGUGUCUCUGUACAACAACAAUCUGAAUGGUAUCCUGGCUGAUGAGAUGGGGCUGGGCAAGACCAUCCAGACCAUCGCCCUCAUUACAUACCUCAUGGAACACAAGAGACUCAACGGACCCUACCUCAUCAUCGUUCCACUAUCGACUCUGUCCAACUGGGUCUAUGAGCUGGAUAAAUGGUCUCCGUCUGUUGUGAAGAUUUCCUACAAGGGGACCCCUGCUAUGAGACGAGGCCUGGGGCUCAGCUCCGCAGCGGGAAGUUCAAUGUCCUCCUCACCACCUACGAGUACAUAAUUAAGGACAAACAGAUCCUG
This is a messenger RNA of Oncorhynchus masou masou (cherry salmon), 605 nucleotides long. Its product is annotated as probable global transcription activator SNF2L2. The annotation marks the transcript as partial. Gene Ontology annotation, cellular component: nucleus. Gene Ontology annotation, molecular function: ATP-dependent chromatin remodeler activity; DNA binding; ATP binding. Lineage: Eukaryota; Metazoa; Chordata; Actinopteri; Salmoniformes; Salmonidae. The record is from RefSeq and is a predicted model, not a curated record. Gene Ontology annotation, biological process: positive regulation of transcription by RNA polymerase II. The transcript has 5 exons.